This is a messenger RNA of Halichondria panicea, 2570 nucleotides long. RefSeq lists its product as uncharacterized. The transcript is spliced from 6 exons. Bases 148 to 2361 code for a protein of 737 amino acids. Gene Ontology annotation, biological process: protein phosphorylation. Gene Ontology annotation, molecular function: ATP binding; protein binding; protein serine/threonine kinase activity. The record is from RefSeq and is a predicted model, not a curated record. NCBI's taxonomy places the organism in Eukaryota, Metazoa, Porifera, Demospongiae, Suberitida, Halichondriidae.
CCGGCGCAUGCGCAGUAUACCAAUGUGCAAGGAAAGAGGGCAUGUCUUGUAGUUCAUGAGUGUUGUUUGGUUUGUCUGCUGUUCCCUGGCCCUACUAGCUGGUGAAAUCAAAGGGAAGAUACUGUAGCCUCGACAUAUUUCAAGAAGAUGUCUGACUAUCUCACAAUAGCAGAUCUAAACAAAGUGUACCUCGCUACGUUUGAAGCUCGAAUCAAGUGGCGAAACAUCUUGUUAAUGCUCGAAGUCUCUGCAGCUACAAUCAGAAGUAUCAGCAAAGAAUGGAACAAUGAUCCUGAUGACUGCUAUCGUGAGGGGCUGUUGGAAUGGCUGAAUGAAGGAGAGAGAAGCUGGCAAUCUAUGGUCAAAGCAUUGUCCAGUCCUACUGUGGGCCACAUUCACAUAGCCAGGACUAUCGAGAGAGAUCAUCUACAGUCUAGCAAUCCUACUGAUGUGAAGUCGGAGGUUGACCAUAAUCGUCAAAAGAUCAAUGAAGAUUUGACCGUUUUCUUAGACGGGCCACUCGGUAAAGGUGCAUUUGGAGCAGUUUUCAAAGCCAGGUACAGGGGCGAGAUUUGUGCAGUCAAAGUGCUGCUUCACGAUGCUAUGGAGAUGCAGGCAAGUAUUGCAGUUGGCAAAAAUGAAGAUGCUAGCAAUGCAAUUGAUCGUGAGAGUGAUUUUCUCAAGUCGUUCAAGCACCCAAACGUUGUGAAGUUUUUGUCGACUGCUAAGCACCCCAAAUCAGGUGGUACAAUCCUCGUUGUUGAGUUGAUGGAUUGCAAUCUGAGAUCCUAUUUCUCCGGCCUUGAUGAAGAGUCCCUCACUAGCGAAUGUGAAAUUAGCCUCUCCAAAGACAUGGCUUGUGGUCUGGCCUACAUUCACAGCAAGCAGAUUAUCCACCGUGACCUCUGUGGCGAUAACGUCUUGCUGAAGCUUACACUGCCAGUGCCUGUCGCAAAGAUUUCCGACUUUGGCAUGUCACGGCUUUACGAUCCCUCCAAGCUUAGCUCCACCCUAACAGCCAUUGGUCAGCGUAGAGGGUAUCUACCUCCUGAGGCCUAUCGAUUGGAAGAGGAGAAUUACGAUAAUAGCCUGGAUGUGUUUUCCUUUGGGGUGAUUUUAACGCAGAUUGUUUGCAAGUUAGAGACGAUCAAAUCAGCCAAGGAUCGAUCAUUCCAUGUUGCCCAGAUCCCUCGCACACACAGGUUGAGGAAGCUUAUCGACAGUUGUUUGCAAGAAGACAUGACGAGGAGACCAUCUGCCAGGGACAUCUAUGCUUCACUGACAAGAGACUCGGACCCAAUGGAGGCAGCAAAGAGAGAGACGAAGGACACUCAACUAGUCAAGAAGCGUUCCCCUGUACAGGCACACAGGGAACAGACUGAGCACAAAGAUGCUGAGCUGGUCAGGAGAGACGCCAUCAUUCAACAACAGAGACAGGGUCCCCCUCCCAGAGAGUUGAGACCUCCACUCACUCUGAAAUGGAGAAGAGGAAAAAACAUGCCAAUCAAGAUGGGCACCUCAGUACAGAGUGUUGUUAUCGGUGACACGGCGUAUGUUGGUGGAGGCAAUGCAGACAAUGAUCUUGACAAGUGUACAGUGAUGAAGCUCGAGCAAGAUCAAUGGACUAAACUACCAGAGUACACUGCCAAGUGGUUCGCUGUGACAUCAUUCGCUAAUCGACUAGUGCUGGUGGGAGGACGUUAUCAAAGAAACAACAAAGUCAGCAAUCAACUUGCCGUCUUUAAGUCAGGGGAAUGGACUCACCCGUACCCACCAAUGAACAUUGCUCGUAAUUCUUCAACAGCUGUCUCCUUAAACAACUACAUCAUUGUAGCUGGUGGGGUUGAUGAUGAAGGACGUAUCUCCUCCUCUGUGGAGGUGUUGGACGUGGCAUCAAGAAGAUGGUACAUUGCUCAGUCACUACCUAACCCACGAGCAGUACGACAAUCGACUCUCAUAGGAAACACCCUCUACCUAAUGGGAUGGUUCGAUCACACUGGGGAACCAACCAAGACAGUGCACCACGUCGACCUCAAUGAACUCAUUGCAAAGGCCCUUUCCAACCUGGACACACCCACUCUCUGGCAGACCUUACAGGAAGUACCACUCGUGUUGUCAGCUCCUCUCAGUAUUGGGAGGUUACUAUUAGCUGUUGGUGGAGCAGACGACAGAGUCAACCCAAGUUCAUCGAUCCACCUCUACCAGCCUGACACCAGGAGGUGGGUGAAAGUGGGAGACCUGCCUACUGCACGAUACCGCUGCACAUGCUCAGUACUUCCUAGUGGAGAGGUCAUUGUAGCUGGAGGAGAGACCAAAACUUUUUACGUUCAAACUGUGGACUUCUUCGCUAUGAGUGCUUAGUUGUUUUGUUACUAGCUAUUCACUACUAGCGUUCAAUCGGAGACGGAUCGGCCUGGGAACGAGGUUAACUACAUGUAUUCACUUGUUGUAAUAGCAUUAAUUAGCAACGAUCUUGAUUAUUAAUGUUUUUUCCUCUUGAAAUAAUAAUAAUUAUUGUAACUAUGAUUAUAAAUGAGGAAUGUAGUAUGAUCAUGAGUUUGUACAUAAGU